AUAUUGCUUAUAAAAUUGCUAAAGAAAGAGAAGGUAAAUGCAUUUCAACAAAAUAUAUUAAUGCACAAAAUCAUUUACAAUGGGAAUGUAAAAAUGAAUAUAAAUGGUUUGCAACUCUUAAUCAAAUUAAAAAUAAAAAAACAUGGUGUCCAAACUAUAGACAACAUACUAUAUAUAAACGUCUUACUCUUGAUGAUGCAAAAAAAUUAGCAUAUACAAAAAAUGGUGAAUGUCUUUCAGCAGAAUAUAUCAAUAGUAAAACUCCUAUGCAAUGGAAAUGCGAAAAAGGUCAUCAAUGGUUUGCACGUAUAGAUAGUAUUAGAAAUCAUAAUACUUGGUGUUUAAAAUGCAAUCAUUAUAGUAUUGAAACAGCAAAAGAAAUAGCAUAUAAUCAAAAUAGAGAAUGUUUAUCUACAAUAUAUAAAGAUAAUAAAACACUAUUACAAUGGAAAUGUAAUAAAGGACAUAUAUGGAUUGCACACUUAAAUAGCAUUAAAGAUUUAAAAAAUUGGUGUCCAUAUUGUCGUGGAUUUAAUAAGACAAUUACUGAUAUGUAUAAGUUAGCACAACAACGAAAUGGAAAAUGUCUUUCUGAAAAAUAUAAUA
Racocetra fulgida is the source of this 606-nucleotide messenger RNA. NCBI's taxonomy places the organism in Eukaryota, Fungi, Glomeromycota, Glomeromycetes, Diversisporales, Gigasporaceae. The record is from the annotation of a GenBank genome assembly.